AGUAAUAUAAACCUCAUAGUUUCGAAAGCGCAACAAGUGCUUCAUACUCUUAAAAUAAAUUUUAUAUUAUCUUUUUAAUAGUUUAAAUAUAUUCCUUUUUAAAUUUUAUUGAAAUAACAAUUGUGAAGUGCUUGUUUAGUGUUAUUAAUUGUUUAAAAAUCUUCAAAAUUGGACAUGUAUACGUGCUGUUUAAAAUACUUUACAAUUUACAAAAUCAUCUGAAAGAAGUUACAUCACAAAUUUCAAAUUCUGUAACGAAAGAAAACUUAGAUUGAAAUUCUUGCAUCAAACUAUACAGUGGAGCAUGAACAGGCAGAAUUUAAAGACUAUUAAAAUUAAGAAAAUUGCAAUUUUAUUAUGAAUUAUGAAGAGGAAGAAUCCGAGGAUCGCAAUUUUAAGUUUAAACUAUAGAAAGAAAGAUUGGAAAGCUACUUGACCUUUGAGAGUCAACUUUAACUGUAAAUUAUGAAAAGAAAAAGAUGUGAAGAUUUCCUUGUGUUUGGAAACUACUGUAUAAAUGAAGAGAAGAAUUUACAUCAUUUCAAAUCCAAGUUAUGAAGAUGAAGGAUGUGAAAACCACCUGAUUUUUUAUUAUAAAUUAGAUUCACUUGAUCUAUAAGAGAAUAGGUCUCAACCAUGCCGCACCCCUGUGUUGUCUGCGGUCGGUCGCGUAUGAAUCUAAACAAUCGUCAGGAAGAGUACAUGUUUUUUGGUUUUCCAGUGAAGGACGAGCCACGUUGUCGUCGUUGGCUCGAAUUCUGCGGACGUGAAGAUCUCUACAAACUCACGAAAAAACAACUUCUUCAGCGUAUGGUCUGCUCUAAACAUUUCCAGCCUCAAGACUUUCUUGCUGAUUAUUGGAAUCGCAUAUAUAUCACUGCAGUUCCAUCGGUCUACGAUCCCAAGCAGAGUUUGUACAAUAUAACGUGUGUUCUUUGUGGAAGAGCACGAAAAGAUCCACCUCCACCAGAUUACGAUGGCACAACUUUCCAUCAUUUUCCUGGAGAAGAGUUUCGUUGUCUCAAAUGGCUGGAUUUUGUUGGGAUAGACUCUUAUUACAGGUUAACGAGAAAGGAAAUCCUCUUUUGCUACAUUUGUUCCAAACAUUUUGAUCGCUCCCAGUUUGUUCCAGGAUUCAAGGGUAGAUUAGUAGACAACGCGAUUCCAAGUAUUCGUAAUCCAGAUGAAGUGGAUCAAUCGGAACAGUCUAUUAAUGAAUUGCAGACUGAGAGUCAGACAAGUCUCUUCGAUUUUACAGAAAAAUAUAAAAGACUGGAACCGCUGUCUACUGAAGUGCUGGAGAGCCAGGCUUGUGCAGCCUGUGGUCGAUUGAGGUCAGAUCCGAAGAACAAAAUUGAACAUUAUAAGUUUCACCCGUUUCCAGCGUAUGAAAUUGGUCGUUGUUUGCGCUGGUGUCAGUUCUUGGGCCGCGAGGAUUUGCUUAAAAUGUCCCCCAAUCAGAUACGCAAGCUUGUGCUGUGCUCCAAACAUUUUCAGACCGAUCAAAACUUUCAUAAGUUAAAUCCGUGCAACGCAGUUCCCACAAUCAGGGACAUAUCCGAACCUGAGACUGUUGCGGAGCAAAAUGAAGAUGAUCAAGAUCUCGGAGAGGAUAGUAAAGAUCCUUCCAAAGCCUUCAAACGCUUUUCCAGACCACUUGUAUCCAGCAAGAAACCCAAGAUUGAUAACAAGCCCACACCAUUGGCGAAGAAACGGGGGAAAUCUCGAAGACCAACUUCUAUUAAUAUCCCUAGACCUGAUUUUACUCAUUUGGAAAAUAGGGUGAUUAAGAAGCUGCCGCUUCCGCCUAACUGGAAGACUCAGUUGGGACAUCAAUUCCAGUCAGUUGCCGUCAAUAAUGUCGCCUCAAAUGUUACAAAUAAUAUUCAAGGAGGCAUCAAGAAGAUUAUAGUGCCGUUUACUGGGGACAUAUCAACUCUGGGUACUCCAAUACCGGUUCACAGUUUAUCAAGUAUUCCGCCAGGACUGUUAAUAAAGAUAAAUCUACCGGAACAAGAGCAACAGCAACAACAACAGCAGCAGCAAAAAUCUUCAACAAUAAAAAAACGGAAUAAAACAAAGAACUUAACGAAUAGUUCGAGUAAGCAGCAAAUUUGGGUGAAAGACAACAAUCAAACUUCUAUUAUUUUACAAAAUACGAAUCAAAAUGUGGACAAAAGUCUAGUGGAGCUUCUAUCGAUAUCUCCAGAACCUGUAGAGGAAAAUUUAAACUCCAAUGAAGAAGAGAUAGAUUUGCAGGAGGAAAAAAUACUUCCGCAAUCUUUGGAAAUUUUGGAGGACAAAGUUAAAAUGCAGGUGAACGAGGAACAAUAUUUUGAAGCAAAAAAUGUUACGGUGAAGAGGAAGAAGACAAAACGACGGAAAAGAAUUACGGGAACAAUGAGAAGAACGAUGAUUCCCUUAAGAAAUGAGAUCCAAUAUUUUUUGAGAAAGAUGAGACCGCUACUUCACCGAUUACCAAAUCGAGCUAGAGCAAUGGUGAAAUUAUCAAUCGUUAACAUGGUGAUUGAUCAACUCUAAAACUGUAAAAAGAUAUUAUCGGUUCUAGGAAAAUUACGAAGGGUAUUAUUAUUUUCAAGACGUAUAGGUUUAAGUUUAUGUCACCUUACCUUAAAAGAGGCAUGUUAUUUACUUUUGAAGCCUCUUUUCGUUGUCAUCGGUUAUCGAUCGGUUUAUCUACGCACCAACUUCGCGUAGACGAUUUUGUUUAUUAUCGAUUGUCAUAGAGAGUAUUUUAACAGCUUUACUUUAACAACUGUUUGACAAGUUUAAAGUUUAAAGUGUUAAAAGGGAAGAAAAGAAAGAAAAGAAAAAAAGACGCACGAAUAUCGCAAGCAUGUAUGUCCUAGUUUUAUUAAACGAAGAAUUGCCCGAAAGAUUAAAAUCUAAAUUUGUCAAAUUUUAUCAUCCAAAU
This is a messenger RNA of Linepithema humile (Argentine ant), 2935 nucleotides long. RefSeq lists its product as uncharacterized. NCBI's taxonomy places the organism in Eukaryota, Metazoa, Arthropoda, Insecta, Hymenoptera, Formicidae. The record is from RefSeq and is a predicted model, not a curated record.